AUGACUGGAAUUCAAAUUUCAUCAUUAAAGAACACAGAUUUGUUUAAGUCCUUAAAAGUUGGUCAGAAUACUUUGUCUAACAAAGUAGUUUAUCCACCAACCACCAGGAUGAGAGCAUUAGAGGAUCACACACCAUCUGAUUUGGAAUUAGAAUACUACGGCUCGAGGUCUAAAUACCCAGGGUCAUUAUUGAUUGCGGAGGCUACGUUCGUUUCAGAACAAGCAGGUUUAAAUGGUUCAGUUCCAAGUACAUGGAAUUCAGAACCGGCUGGUUAUGUUCCAGGUAUUUGGAAUGAGAAACAUGUAAAAGGGUGGAAAAAAAUUACUGAUAGAGUCCAUGAGAACGAUUCGUUUAUUUCAAGUCAAUUUUGGUUUUUAGGUAGGGUCGGCGAUCCACAACUAUUAAAGGACCAUGGAUUGGAUUAUGUUGCACCAUCUGCAAUUUACCCAGAUCAAGAUUUUAGAAACAAAGCUGAAGCUGCUGAAAAUCCUCUUAGAGCCUUAACAGAAGAGGAAAUUCAUGAACUUAUUUAUGAGACAUACACAAAUGCGGCUAAGAAUGCGAUCGCUGCUGGAUUUGAUUAUAUCGAACUUCAUGCAGCUCACGGAUACUUGCUCGAUCAGUUCUUGAACCCGGCUACAAACCAAAGAACUGAUAAGUAUGGUGGUAGCAUCGAAAAUAGAGCAAGGUUAGUUUUAGAAUUGGUUGAUCAUUUAACAACUCUUGUUGGUGCAAGCAAAUUGGCUAUCAGAAUUUCACCAUGGGCCAAAUUUCAAGGUAUGGAUGCUGAAAAAGAUUCAACUCAUCCUAUCACAACAUUAAGUUACGUCUUGCAUGAAUUACAAAAAAGAGCAGAUAAUGGCAAGGGGCUUGCAUAUGUGUCAGUUGUCGAGCCCCGUGCUCAAGGGGGCGAUGAUGUUGAAAAGUCUCAACAGGUUGGUGAUAAUACAUUUGUUGGACAAAUUUGGAAGGGUGUUAUUUUAAAGAGUGGAAAUUAUACCUAUGAUGCUCCUAAUUUCAAAACUUUGUUGAAUGAUAUUAGUGAUAAUCGUACCAUGGUCGGUUUUGCCAGAUAUUACACUUCGAAUCCCGAUUUAGUCAAAAGAUUAUACGAGGGAUGGGAUUUAACUCCGUAUGAUAGACUGACUUUUUACGGUUCUAGUAACUGGGGUUAUAAUACAUUUAAUAGUUAUAAUGAAAAUCGUGAAUUUACUAAAGAUGUUGAAAGCGAUAUAUUGCCUGAAGCCAUAGAAGAGAUAGAUGUCAAAUAG
Debaryomyces hansenii CBS767 is the source of this 1272-nucleotide messenger RNA. Its product is annotated as alkene reductase. Gene Ontology annotation, molecular function: NADPH dehydrogenase activity; FMN binding. The coding region runs from base 1 to 1272 and encodes 423 amino acids. NCBI's taxonomy places the organism in Eukaryota, Fungi, Ascomycota, Pichiomycetes, Serinales, Debaryomycetaceae. The transcript has a single exon. The record is from RefSeq and is a predicted model, not a curated record.